This is a messenger RNA of Amphimedon queenslandica, 1211 nucleotides long. RefSeq lists its product as uncharacterized. The coding region runs from base 22 to 1155 and encodes 377 amino acids. NCBI's taxonomy places the organism in Eukaryota, Metazoa, Porifera, Demospongiae, Haplosclerida, Niphatidae. The record is from RefSeq and is a predicted model, not a curated record. The transcript is spliced from 2 exons.
CUUACACUACCUACAGAGGUAAUGACAGGCAAAUGCCCUUUGGCCGAUUUGCUAUUUGUAAUUGAGCAACAUCGUAAACCUGAUCUACAACUCAUCAUCAAGGGUUGUGAAGAGUUUCUUGAUUACUUUCGUGUCACUCAUUAUGUUAGUGCAAUUGAGUUAGGGGCAGCAGAAUACCGAGUCCUAACUGAAGAUGAGUACCAAAUGUCUAUUAGUGCUGGUGGCUCGUUUGGCAUUGAGAAAUUGGCAAGCUUGGUUACUCAGCAAAGUUUCUCAAGCCAAAAGAAGAGCAAGGCAUCUGAAUUAAAGAAGAUUGGUAUAUUUACAAGCGAUGACAAGGUUGAGCGUGGAUCUUACGGUGAAGCUGUUGUCAAUGUCGCCAUCAAAUCAAUCCUCACUUUGGUGAAGACCGACUUCCUACACGAAGCAAUGUCAACAGCACUUUUAAAGUUCAUUGACUCACAGAGUGAUAAAAGCAAUGGUCCGUACCUCAUAAGUUGUGGUCUUGCUUCAGGUCUCUUUCUUGCUGUUGAUCCAGAAACUCAUGCUGUUAAAGCUACCACUGAAGUAACUCAAGCCACACACUUCCAGGUCAUCCCCAGUGAUGAUAAAUACAAUGAGUUCUAUAUUGCAUACCACGAGGAGAAAGGAAGAGUUCUUCGAAGACGUCGAUACUCAGUUUUAGCUGGUGACGACCCUGGAUCAACUGUUGCUAUGUAUUUGGAUGCUCCUGUUAGUGUGAGGGGACGAAACAAUGGUCCACUUUACAUGUCAGACACAGUCAGUGAUGAAUCCAGUAGAUUUGUACUACACAGUCGUAUAAUACAUAAUAAAGUAUCACCAGUGUCAAUCAGCACUUGGACCAAUGGGACUGAGAUGUUCUACCUCAACUGCUCUCGAAGGAAGUUCAGAAUAGAUGGCUACCUUGCCGUUAAACGUGUAAGAGAAAGAGGAACUAAUGAAGACACUUACAUAACAGCAUGUGUGAGCAGUAGAAAAUAUCAUGACAGCUCAAAUGUACACAUGCUUUUUCAAUUGAUACCAACCUACCUAGUUGAAGAUGAGCCGGGCAGUGAAAAUUAUGACGAUGAGAAUGAAGAAGAACUGCCAAAAGAAACUGAACAAUUUCAAAUCAAAGAAAGUGACACUUCUUAAUUUUUGUUUUGAUAAUGAAGCAUUAUUUUCUAUUGAUGUCUUGUGUUGUGUUUUUU